Molecule: messenger RNA, 1320 nt
Organism: Penicillium antarcticum
Lineage: Eukaryota; Fungi; Ascomycota; Eurotiomycetes; Eurotiales; Aspergillaceae
Exons: 4
Coding region: 1-1320 (439 amino acids)
Biological process (GO): calcium ion transmembrane transport; intracellular calcium ion homeostasis
Cellular component (GO): fungal-type vacuole membrane
Molecular function (GO): calcium:proton antiporter activity
Source: RefSeq, a predicted model, not a curated record
AUGGAUGACCCUGCUGUCCGACUGCGAAAGUCAACCAAGAUCAGUCCCGGCAUGGAGGGCACCUUCAACACAAACUCGCUAGCCGAAGAACACGAGGCAUUACUGAGGGAAGAGCAGCAUACUCAACGCGACACUGUUGAGCAGAAUGGCUCGGGACUGCGUGACGGGGACCACUCCGAAUCGCGCCGUACGUCUCCAGGCAGCUCUGUUCUGCGGUUGGUAAAGACGGUUCUGGGAUGCAGCUACUCUAAUCUGCUUCUGCCAUUUGUAUUUCUGGGGAUUACAGCGGGGAAUCUGGGGUGGGAUGAUUCCAUUGGUUUCGUGUUCAAUUUCUUGGCCAUCCUUCCCCUGGCGGCUUUACUUUCUUUUGCUACCGAGGAGUUGGCCAAGAGCGUUGGGCAAACUGUUGGAGGAUUAAUAAAUGCGACAUUUGGAAAUGCUGUGGAAAUGAUUGUGGGGAUUACCGCGGUCAGACAAGGUGAAAUCAAUAUCGUCCAGUCUAGUAUGGUUGGAAGCAUUCUUUCGGGCAACCUCCUGAUUCUUGGCGUGUCUCUUUUUUGCGGCGGCAUUUCAAAAGAAGCUGUAACAUUCAAUGUGGAUGUCAGUGGAAUUUUGUCAUCUUUGAUGGUCGUGUCUUCUGCCUCACUGAUCAUCCCAUCGGUGCUCUAUUCGACUAUCUCAUCCAAGUCACCCGAUGUGGAGCAGAGCGUGUUGAGUCUCUCCCGUGCCGCUUCGGUUGUACUGCUCACAUUCUACCUUGUUUAUCUCUACUUCCAACUUAAAAGUCACUCUGAGUUAUUUGUUGAUGAUGAACCAGAGGAAGAGGAAGAGCAAGUCCUCGGCCCCUGGGCUGCCAGUAUUGUCUUGAUCCUCGCUACGCUCGGUGUCACCGUCUGUUCUGAUUGCCUCGUUGAGAGCGUGGAUGGCUUUGUAGAGAAAUGGCAUGUGAGUCGGGCGUUCAUUGGUCUGAUUGUCGUACCAAUUGUCGGCAAUGCGGGUGAAUUCAACACGGUCGUCAACUCUUCGCUGAAAGGAAACAUGGACCUCGCUAUUGGUGUGGUCGUGGGAAGCACUUUACAGAUCGCUCUGUUCGUGAGCCCAUUCCUAGUAAUUUGCGGCAUGAUCAUUGGACAGCCAAUGUCACUACGCUAUAGUCCCUUUGAGACGGUAGUAUUCUUCUUGUCUGUUAUCGUGAUGGACUGCUUGAUUCGAGGCGGUCGGUCCAAUUACUACGAGGGGUGUUUGUUGGUUGGAACAUAUCUCAUCAUUGCAAUUGCCUUCUACGUGCAUCCAGAUGCAAUCGACUCGCCAUUGGUGUGA